AUGCAAAACCUAUUACUAGGAUUCCGUCAAUUCUCCCGUGAUGGCGGCCGGAAUCCAGCCCCGGCAGAUAUCCAAUCUUUGUCCGAAAUCAGCUACCCGGUGGCGGACAAGGCCUUGAUAUUUGGUGCACGACUGAUAAUGAAGGAUAGCGAUGAAGAAAAUAGCGAUGAAGAGGACAACGACGAGGAGCUGAGGCCCAAAAGUACAAUCCAACGCGGCCAUGACUAUGGAAUGGUACAUGGACAGAAAUGCUCGUCGCCAAAUUUACAAGUUGGAGGAAGCUGUACGCGUCCCGUCUCCAUGGAUGUCAUGGGUCGCGUCAAUCUGGAGCACGACCCGUACUGCCUCCGGAAACACUUCACAACGCGAUGGGCUGUGCUGAAGGACGGGGAUGGUGCUGAAGUUGAGUGGAGCGAUGCGGAGUGGUUCUACGCGGACGACGUCGGCGCCAACAAUACUCCCGUGGGUCUGCAGGUGGCUGACGACAGGUUCUCGGGGUCGGUCAGGGCUUUACAGGCGCAUGCGACCGACCUCGAUUUGAUAUGCGAAUUCAAUUUCGCUGCGGUCAAGGGGAGGAUGCGUCUGUACAAUCUCAUCUCUGCACAACUAUUGCUAUACCGAGUCGUUGCCAACUUUGCGGCGCCACCGUGCACGGAAGUAAAUGGUUACAAGUCUGCCUGGUCCUACACUUUUUACCACCGGGAAGACCCCACGUGUAUGCUCGAGAUUUCUGAGCGCGCGGGCGCGCCCUCGGCGAAGUUUCUCGGGAGCAGGAAAUCUAGUCAUGAGGCCCUCCAGCUGAUGGAUUGGCUCACGGGCACAAAUUAUCCGCACUCGUACGAUUACACGCUGUGUGGACAAGUUGCAUAG
Molecule: messenger RNA, 870 nt
Organism: Pestalotiopsis fici W106-1
Lineage: Eukaryota; Fungi; Ascomycota; Sordariomycetes; Amphisphaeriales; Sporocadaceae
Exons: 1
Coding region: 1-870 (289 amino acids)
Source: RefSeq, a predicted model, not a curated record